Messenger RNA from Spodoptera littoralis (African cotton leafworm), 678 nucleotides. The record is from the annotation of a GenBank genome assembly. Lineage: Eukaryota; Metazoa; Arthropoda; Insecta; Lepidoptera; Noctuidae.
AUGAUCAUAAAUCAUUCAUUAGAUCAACGCUUCGACAGUAAUCAUCCAUUUUGUUUUCUUGAAAAAACUAAUAUGGAUUCCAGUAAAUACAACGAAAUAACACUCAAAGACUUCAAAUGGACAAAUGAACCGAAAAACUGGAAAAUUAUCGAUCAAAGUUUAGAAGUAACGACGGAUGACAAAACCGAUUAUUGGGGAGGCACCCUAAACAAUUUGUUCAAUAAUAAUGGACACCUUUUUGGUAUAGAACUCAAGGAAGAUUUUACUUUUACGGUUUGCGUGGAAGCAGACUUUACUCACUUGUAUGACUAAGCUGGUCUCAUGAUAUACUUCGAUGACAAACAUUGGCUGAAGGCUGGCAUCGAGUACAAUGAUGGACAACCAAUGGCUGCCAGUGUGUUAACCAAUGAGCUCUCUGAUUGGGGCACAGGCGUGUUUACUGGCAAUCCGCGCAAGUUCUACCUGCGAAUGUCAAGGAAGGGCGACGUGGCGUGUGUGAAGUACUCGACAGACAACGAGCUGUGGACGCUGCUCCGACUGUGCCCGCUGCCGCUGUGUGCGCGCGGCCCGUGUGUCGUGGGACCCAUGUGCUGCACGCCCACCAGACAAGGGCUGCACGUAAAAUUCAGUAACAUAAAAAUAACCGUGCCAGCGGAUGAUAUACUGCAUUCCAACUAA